This is a messenger RNA of Sinocyclocheilus rhinocerous, 2100 nucleotides long. Its product is annotated as transmembrane protein 263-B-like. The transcript has 3 exons. Bases 175 to 555 code for a protein of 126 amino acids. The record is from RefSeq and is a predicted model, not a curated record. Lineage: Eukaryota; Metazoa; Chordata; Actinopteri; Cypriniformes; Cyprinidae.
CAAAUUCCGUAAACAUCCCGACGUCACUUCCGCUUAAAUUCGCAUGAAAAACAUAGCAAACGCUGUAUUUAUUUCGUAUUAAGCGCUAUUUCCAUUCUAUAGUCCUGCGCGUCCAUCAAUAUUGAAGUGCAGAGACGCGCUUUUUAAAGCACGGCUGUAUUAAUAGCCUCAGUAAUGAAGGGCCCGAGUGCAGAGACUGAGGUGAUCGAGGAAGCACCUGCUGACCCUAACAAUGAAGAACUUCCUCCUUACCUGCGUGAAGAACCACCUGAGGACUUGGAGAAAGACCACCCUAAGAAUGAAGCAGGCGUGGUGUGGAGAGUGACAGGUGGGCUGUUCAACCUCACCAGAGGAGCGGUGGGCGCCACCCUUGGGGGAGUGGCCUGGGUAGGCAGCAAGAGCUUUGAGCUGACCAAGACGGCUGUGACGAGCGUUCCUGCAGCUGGAGUGGGAUUGGUCAAAGGCGGCGUCUCCGUGGUAACGGGAGGUGUCGGGGCAGUGGGGUCUGCAGUGGCUGGUAAAGUUACACCAAAGAAAAAAGACAAGUCGGAUUAGACUGACUGACUCGCUCCCACCCUUUGUUCGAUUCAGUGUGUCUGUGGUUGUCUGCCUGGAUUGUUCUCACUUUCAAGAGGGUUGGAAAGCAGUUGGCAGUUUCAUUUAGCCCAUGGGAAAAUUACUGUGUUGCAUUCACCAAAUACAACCCUACCUUGUUAAGUUAAUGUAAAGAACUGCAACAUGGUAUAUAAAUACACUUCGACCAACAUUAGUAAGCUACUGCAGAGGUACAUAAGAUAAUAGGGAUCUAACGCCUUUUGUUUGCUUAUAUGUUUGUCUGUAUUUGUGUAUUUUGAGUGUCGACUGAAUCUGUAUUAUUAGUGCGACAAAGACUUACUUUGGGACAAAGAGGGAUCAAAUGCUGAUAUCAGACAUUCUUCAUGAAAUUGUCCACUUCUUACAUAGGAAAUGGUAAAUGCUAAUAUACCAGCAGUUUUUCUUAAAAAGAAAACUUGGUUUAAUUACAUUUUUCUGUAAUAUCAGUUCAAACACUCCUUGUGUGCACAAAAUUAGCUCUAAUUUAGCUCUAAUGUCUUGUUUCAAGCCCAUCUUUGAACAGAAUAAUGUGAGAACUUGGAAAUUAAGUAUUAUUAUUAUUUAAUGAAUUAAUUUAAUACACGUGACACUAGAUUACCUUCGUCAUCUGAUAAUAAUAGUUUUAAACUACAGUACAUAUUCUCAAAUGUUCUUUAUUUUAGUGUUGUUUCCUUGAUACCAAUUUGAGUGCUGCCACAAUAUGUUUUCUCAGUUCGCUGUAUUAUCAUCAUCAUCAUCAUCACAUUCUCAUCAAUCAUGGUAAGUGCAGAAAUCUCUGAACGGCAGUUCACACGACAUUUGCGUAGAUUACAUUAAUGCUGAGUCUUUUGUAAGACAAUGUUUAAGCUGUUGAAAUUGAAUCUGUAGCCAGGAAACCAGUGCCUGGAGUUAAGAAAAUAAAUAAUUCACAUCUAAAAAAGGAUGCAAGGAAACAGAAACUACACAUUUUUUUCCAGUCUAAACUACUUUUAAGCAAGCCGCUUCAUUUUCUCUUUGCGAAGCAUCGCUUGUAGUUCGUUUGAGAUUGUUUUAUUGGCUGUACAUGUGCCUGAAUGUCUUGGGAGUUCUAAAAGCUCACUGUGCAGUGUUUAGUGUUUCAGAACAGUGCAAAAUAACCACAGGUGUAUUUCCUGCUACCCUUUUACAGCUGUUUACAUCAUAGAACCAGCACAAUCGAAAAUGUCCACAUUUGAGUAUUUGUUCGUAUGUUUCUGUCAUUUUCCCCCACUGCUUAAAUGUUUACUUCCUUUUGUAGUUUAUUUAUGCAAAAACAACAUAUUGCAUAUUAUUAUAUUGUUGCAAUGCAUGCUUGAAGCUCUAGUUCUCUGUACAACAUGCUGUUAAUUGUGAGUACAUAUUUCUUUUCUUUUUUUUCAUGUUUCUUUCUGUUUUUGCUAUCUACACACUUUCUGGCUGGUACCCAUGUCUUGAAGAUGCUGUUACUAUAAACUGGACUUUUAAGACCAAGUAGAUUUUGUCUAUAAUAGAACUAUUUUUGCUAAAUUG